AUGGCUCAGAACCUUUCGGAGCUCUGCACUCUGCUUGUAGAUGACCUGUACGGCGGUCUAUCGUCUACGGUCUUCUCGGUGCUCGCACGCCUCGGUCGAUUACCGCUGAACGCGCUCAAACACCACUCGGACCUGUCAGCAAAACAGCUCAAGCAUGCACUCGUCGUACUCAUCCAACAGCAUCUUGUGCUUCACAAUACGUCCGAAGACGAGGAAACCACAUAUUACGAAGUGCAUUGGUCCAAUGCAUAUGCUCUGGUUCGCUCAGGAAAGAUAAUCAAGCUCUGCGAAGACAGAUUCGGUGAAAGCGCUGGAGGCAUAAUAUCGAACCUGCUGCUGCUUGGGCAUGCAAAAGUGAAGGAUCUUGCCGAGGCCUACAACGUCGCUGUUAAAAAACACAACGAAAUCGACCCCGAGGCGAACCACAUCAACGGUGAAGGGCUCCCGAAUGGUGUAGGUAAGGACACGCAUAGCAAUGGUGCGGGUAGUCACAUCCGCUCCGUGGGUGAGCUGCACAGGAUUCUGAACGAGCUUAUCCAGGCUGGUUACGUCAGACCAGUGCGAGACAUUCACUUCCGGCCCACGGCCGACAUCACUGCCGAUGCCGAGCAAAUCGUGAAGCGCGAGAAGUUCCCAGGAGGCAUCAAGGGGCCCAAGGGAAAAGCAGACUUCGCCGAGGAGGUCAACAACCUCAAGCGAAAAUGGAUCGAAGGAGACGACGAAAAGCCCGUAACCAAUGGAGUAAAAAGGCGACCAGCGAACGGCUAUGCGCCGCAGUCUCACAAACGCGCAAGGCUUAAUGGCGCUUCCAACGGGGUCAACGGACACUUCGACUCAGAUUCUGAUGAUGAACUUACACCCAUACUCGAUCAAGAGCUUGUGGUCAGGGUCAACUACGACAAGUGUAACGUUGGCUUGCGCAACCAGCAGCUUGUCACAUUGGCAGCGCGCUACAUCGGCGAAACAACGGCGACCGUUUACGAGACUUUGCUUACACUACUCGAACAAAAGAUCCCCCGAUGCCAUGACGAAUACAACGAGUUCGAAGACGAGGAAGCGGAACUCAAGGCACUUCCAUCCAUAACCCUCUUUCAAGUGGUCAACGCUCUGGAUCCCGAACUCGACCUCUCUGCAGGCAUAUCGCUCAGCCAAGAUGUAUCAAACGGUACCACUGGUGAUAAUACUCCAGACGCGACUGACUUGGAUGGCAUUGGAGGCUAUACGAACGGGGUGAACGGAUCCGCAAGCUCGACGCCCAACACUGCGCGUGACCGCAUGAAAUAUGCCGAACAACAUCUUAAGUUGCUUGCUGAAGAUCCCCGCAAAUUCAUACUCCGGGCAGGCGGCCGCGGCGGUGGGGAGUGGCAAGUCAACUUUCGCCAGUUGACCAACAAGCUUGUCCAGUUCGAGAUCGAGAACACCAUAAUGGCUCGAUUCGGUUCCCUCGCUAUCCGACUAGUUCGCAUCCUCUGCGACAAGGGCAAACUAGACGAGAAGGCAGUGGCCAACAUCGGGUUGCUCAAACAGAAGGAUAUCCGAUCUACCUUCACUGCCAUGCAGGAAGCCGGCUUCGUGGAGUUGCAAGAGGUGCCAAAGGACACUGCGCGUCAACCAUCCAGGACUAUCUUCUUGUGGUUCUUCGAUCAAGAUCGCUGCCGUCGCGUCAUCCUCGCCGAGACCUACAAGGCCAUGGCUCGCCUAAUCCAGCGGGCAAAUGUCGAGAAGGAGAAGAUACAGCCGCUUCUAGACAAGGCUGAGCGCACAGAUGUCGUCGGCAACGAGGACAAGUAUCUUUUGGCGAAAGAGAGACAGAUCCUUCGCCUUUGGAGGAGUACCGAAGAGAAGCUUCUCACGCAGCUGGGAAGACAAGACGAUCUGGUGUCGAUACUAAGGGAUUAUGGAGUUUCGUAA
Coniosporium apollinis CBS 100218 is the source of this 1911-nucleotide messenger RNA. RefSeq lists its product as uncharacterized. The record is from RefSeq and is a predicted model, not a curated record. Gene Ontology annotation, molecular function: single-stranded DNA binding. Bases 1 to 1911 code for a protein of 636 amino acids. Gene Ontology annotation, biological process: DNA-templated transcription. Lineage: Eukaryota; Fungi; Ascomycota; Dothideomycetes. Gene Ontology annotation, cellular component: RNA polymerase III complex. The transcript is spliced from 4 exons.